This is a messenger RNA of Prorocentrum cordatum, 1429 nucleotides long. The record is from the annotation of a GenBank genome assembly. Lineage: Eukaryota; Dinophyceae; Prorocentrales; Prorocentraceae.
CAAAGCCUCAGACCAACUGAAGCCAACGGUGGAGAUGUGCUUGAUCAGGCCGUGCACAUCGACGGUUCCCACGCCGAUGCCGUGCCCGUUGGACGGUUCCACACCGACCUGAAACGGUUUGCUCUGCUCGCGGCAACACAAGCUUGCAACCUCGAGUUUCUGAAUCAUUUGGUCCUGAAUGGUUUGAAGUUCGCAUGCUGCGGGUCCCCAGAGAGGCCCAUUAUUGAUCCAAGUGAUGAAGGUGAUGAUGAGGUUGAUGAUGACGAUGUGGAUGAGAAACAGUCCCUGCCCUUUUUUUAAUGGGAUUCGCUGCCGGUGCCGUCACUGGCGCUGUCCUCUUGAGACAAAGCGUAGCCUGCCAAUCAGCGGCCGCUGUCGGUCUUGGGCAGCCUUUGCUGUUAGGCACCGCACUCGUGCCGGGCGUGCCAAGAGGACGUCUGGCGCGGCUCGCUGGACGACUGCGAGAAGUCGAAGCGGCCGAUGUUUGUCGGCCCAGGCGGCGGGCUCGUUCCUCGCAGGCUCGAAACAUCCCGACGCUCCUGGCGAGAGAGAUGACCAGCAACAACAAGCCGAAGCAGCCGAAGCAGAAGCCGAGGCCAAAGAUGUCCAAGCUGUCUAAGAAGGAGCGGAUGAAGCAGGAGCUCUUGGGCCACAUUGGCAGCGAUUUCGAUGCGCUAGCGCAGGACGCGCAAGUUGACCGGGUUGAGGACGACCCGAUGUUCGAGACCUACGAGCAGCAGGCUCGGCAGUCGAUCGGCCAGAUGGCCAACAACGCGAAGCUGAGGCCAGACGACGAGCUGACCCUCCGCGAGUUCUGCGACCUGAUCUGGCGCGCGGCCAAUUGGUCACCGCUGGAUCCGGACGAGAAGCAGGAGGGCAGCGACAAUUCCUUCGGCGUUCUCGACGAGGAUUAAGUCGGGCCUGUCCCUCUACAGGGGCAAUAUUCAAAAAUAGUUCAAGGAUAGUCUGGGGACUAUUUUUGAGUAUUUUUGGCAAUUUUGGAGCAUGCUUGGGGUAUUUUUUAUUUUUCGUCGAAAAUCCCCCUGUAUGGGGGACACGCCCGACUUAAGACGAGGACGACGAGGAGGAGAAGAAGACGAAGACGCAGUCCGAGCUCUGAGGACGGCUUCCCCACGGUGGGCGGCCGCGGCGGCCCCCCGCCUCGAGGACGGCGGGCCCCACCGCGCGCCCUGCAGCGGCGCCGCCCGCCGCCCGCCCCCUCCGCCGCCGCCCGCCCUCGGAGGCCGCGGGCGCCUGGGCAACGACCCCGAGCGGCCGCGGAGCGGCCACCAACCGGCCGCGGGCCGCCAGCCGCCGCCCGGCCCGCCCCCGGAGAGAGGCCGCAAGCGGCGCCCCCUGAGGCGGCCGCGGGCCGCGGCGCGCGUGCUCGGCGGCGGCCGCGGGCCGCCGGGCAGAGCGCGGAGGCCUC